AUAUCCGAACCCGAUCUGAAAUAACCGAACCUGAACUAAAAAUACCUGAACCCGACCCGAAGUACAUAAAUACCCGAACGGGUUCUAUACCUCUAUACCGAAAUACUCGAUCCGAACCCGAACAGGUACCCGUCGCCCACCCCUAAUCAGUGCAUUGGUUGUUCCGUGUGAUGCUUUAGGCGUCUGUUUGUUCAUGUUAGAGCUAAACAUCCAUAGUGGGAGUUCUCUUUAUUCAAGUCAGUGGUUUGUGUGGUUAGCAUCGUAUACCUUACUGAGUGAUUCCCGUGUUACUACUCUUUUUUCCCUUUGCGGGUUAGCAUGACGAGUAGUCAUAUAUCUGGAGGGUUUGGUGUUUUGGGAUCGCUGUGAUUUUAUUUCGGUUUUAAUUCAUGUUUUAUACGAUUUUUCAAUAUAUUUUAUUUUGGCUAUUAAAUUUAAAAAUGAUUUAUCGCGCAUUUACUUUAUUUAAUGUUUUAAUAUUUAUCCGAUUUUUAAUAAUUGGUUUAAUUCGAUAUUUUACCGGUACAUAACAUGCUCUUCUCGAGAAGGGAGGAGACGGUGGUUAUGAAAAUAGUGAAUAUAUUAGACACGGGUCUGAGCUAGAUCAGAAAGAGAACCCAAGAAAUGGGCAGAUUAAAUUUACAAGUUCUAUGACAUAAUACACUUGUAAGAAAGACAUUAUAAGUCAAUUAAAACUCAGUGACAGAACCAGUUAACAUCUAAUGAAGCAAGCCUCAAGUCCCGAAUUAACAUCGAGUCAAGUAAAACUCAAUGGAAUGGAACAUCAUAAUUUUUUUUUUAAAACAUCAAACAAAAAAUGCCUCAAGUCUCGAACUAAUUAACAUUGAGUCAAACAAUGAUCCACAGCUCAAACCAGUGAGAUAACAUCAAACUCAAAACUCAAACAUUCAAUGGAAUAAAACAAGAUUCCCAAGGGCGGUCGACCUCAAACACUCAAAAUAAUAUUAUUGAUCAUUGCCAACUAUUCAUCAAAUAUCAAUCAAACUCAAAACUCAUUCGGUCAAUUAAAAACAUCAAGUUAAUCAAACCAAGCCUCAAGUUUCGAACAUCAACCCAGUUAAAAAACAUCAAGUUAAACAAACCAAGCCUCAAGUCUCGAACAUCAAGUUAAACAUGAAUAACUCACGUACCACGUGCUUCCAAGCUCGAAGGUCGGAGAAAGGGUCUGCAUGUAGAGCUCCCGUUCUGGCUGGGAUAGCAGUGCGUUGAGAACAUGCACUGCUCUUCAGAUAGUGUUGGUUCGACUGGAGGUGGGUCGAGAUCAAGUUCCACAGCUUCCUCACCUCGAGGGGUUUUGAGCCUGAGAACUGGAGGAGGUGGGUUCAGACCGUCGAGGUUGUGUGAUGUUUGAGGAAGAGGCGCUGAAGCAGCUUGAGGGACAAGCUUGACUCUUUAUAUUGCUCCCUGUGUUUAAAAUGGCGCAUGGCGCUCCAUGGCGAUGAGGUGUGUGCUUUGCGCCUUGCGCCAAGGCGCACCGAGGCGCUCGCCUUGAAGACCACUUGAAAGUUAACGUUAACUAUGUCUUAUUGUCUUGUUAUGUAACAAGCACGAGUGUUGGUGUUAUGUAAAGAAGUUAUAAUAAGAAGAAGAACCUAUGAGACUAGAAAAGAGUAGAUAGUACUCUAACCUUAAGCAAAACACAGUUAGAUCUAUGUUUUGUGAGUAUUUUUGAUGUUUGGUUUUCACUUUCAUAAAGAGGAAGUUAGAGUUUUGAGGAGUAUUUUUGACGUUUGGUUUUAAGAUUGGUUAAUUAGUUAGAGUAGGGUUUCGUUUCUACUUGGUUUAGUACCGGUUAACAUACAGUCUCCAAGGCGCGCCUUUGCAUCGCCUUUGAUGCCACUGCCUUAUGGCCAAAGCGCACCUAGGCGAGCGGCUUGGGGAAACUAGGCUAGCCUCAGGGUUCCAUGGCGGUGGAGCCAUCGCCACAGUGCGCCUUGCGCCUUGGCGCAAAGGGCUAUGGCUUUUUUAAACACAGAUUGCUCCAAAUAAUAUGAGCUACUGAGGUCAAAAGCUUGGAAAUCAACCGAGGAAGACGUGGAGAAAAGCGAUUUUACCUUGUGGAGCAGAAGAAACUCUCAGCCAAAAACUUGAGAUUAGCGAUCACUGUAAAUCUCGAAAUAUCUUGAAAGUUUCCUUAAAAUCUCAGCCGCCAGAGCAGCUGUUCCAAUUGAAAUCAGCUGGUCCAUACAAGAACGGCUGGUCUGGCAAGAAUUCUCGGAAUUUCACUUUUUUCUGCAUAGGUCCUUACAUCUCAACCUACUUCGGACCUGAAAUGACUCGAAAAUGACAAGAAAGAUUCGAUAAAGAUCUAAAAACACUUUAUAAGACAUAUACAAUGUGUCAAAAACACAUAUAUCAAAGAUCCGAACCGUUGCAUCAAGACCAAGAUAAAGCACUCCUCCUACGCACAACUUCUUCAACAUAACUAGGCACUAGAGAAGUCUGAAAAAAAAAACUAGGCACUAGAGAAAAAACUCCAACCAGAAUGUCAGAAGCGCCAACACAAAACCAGAUUGGGAUGAUAAUUAAUCUCUUGCUUAACCCUCACCCCAAGGUAAAUAGAAACCUCAGCAAAGCCACAAGUGCAAUCCAUCCAAGUUACCGCAACAGCUCAAACUGAGUAACAAGCAAAACCAGAAUGAAACCAACAAGAGAAGGACAAAGCAAAAACCAGAGCUUUGCAAGUCCAAAUGCUAAAACAAACCCAAUACUCUACCAAAUGCCACAAGAGACCACAAAUGAGACCGGGGAGAGGUACCAAGAGAUAAUGCCUUCACGAGGAUCAACCCAAAUCUCGAAAUCUGUUGUAACCAACUGUAGAAUCAAGAAUCUGUCUACUCUACUAGAGACGUCAAGCCUAUAUCUCCAUCAGUAAUUACACCAACCCGCUGGGAAGGAAGAAAGCCACCAAGGAAAGAAACCCAUCAGAAAUAGACGAUAAAACACCCAUCAUUGAGAUGGUAAGCCUAGACCGAGUUAACAUCCAUCAAAAAGAAUCCCACGCUGGCACGGAUCUAACUACGAAAGAAGUAAAAGCAAAAGAAAGAGGAUUGGGACCUCUCCGGAGAGGCCCAGAUCUGAAACUUGAAAACUUGGCGGCAGAAAGAGAGAGACUGCGGACUAGGGCGAGCCAAGUUUAAUUAUGUGACAUCAUGAUGAUUAUUAGCUUUUGUUUCCUCUAGUCCAGCUAUCGUUUAAUCUUCCAUGAUCGUUAGACUAAAUGGUACGAAAGUUUUCAAUAUACUUUGAAUGUAUCGAUUCAUACUAUUGAGACCACCAUACUUGCGGAAUACCAUAUGCUAUGUGUUUUCUUAACGAAAAGUACUCCAUAUGCAAUGUUGGCAGCGUGAGAACUACUAACGUGUAGAUAUAAAAGUAGUUGACGAAUGAUACAAGUUUGUGGAAGUGAAUUAAUCGAUGGGAUGAAAAAGUCAUGGACUAUGGAACACAACAUUUUGCUUGCCAGCUAGGUUCGUCAUAAUAGUUUAAUUUCGAAUUUUCUUGCAAAGUAACUUAGGAUGUAUAUAUAUAUAUGUAUGCAAGUUAGGACAAAAACUAACAACAAGAAAAAAAGAAAGAAAGAAAGUGGUGGGGAGAGAUGAAAGGGCUACAGAACAUUUACCACCAUUCUUACACCUUCUCGUUCUUGCUAGUCUUCCUUGUCUUGAUUCUAUUUCAUCCUGCCCUUUCGAUCUAUGUCAACACUUUGUCGUCUUCAGAGUCUCUCACAAUCUCGAGCAAUAGAACACUUGUAUCUCACGGUGGAGUCUUCGAGCUUGGUUUCUUCAAACCCUUGGGACGGUCGCGUUGGUAUCUCGGAAUAUGGUAUAAGAAAGUCUCCCAGAAAACCUACGCAUGGGUCGCCAACAGAGACAGCCCUCUCUCCAAUUCCAUUGGAACCCUCAAAAUCUCUGGCAACAAUCUUGUCCUGCUAGGUCAGUCUAAUAACACUGUUUGGUCGACAAAUCUUACUAGAGAAAAUGUGAGAUCACCAGUGAUAGCAGAGCUUCUUCCCAACGGUAAUUUUGUAAUGAGAUACUCCAGCAACAAAGACUCAAGUGGAUUCUUGUGGCAGAGUUUCGAUUUUCCGACAGAUACUUUACUUCCGGAUAUGAAACUAGGUUACGAUCUCAAAACAGGGCGUAACAGAAUUCUUACAUCAUGGAGAAGUUCAGAUGAUCCGUCAAGCGGGAAUACCACGUACAAAAUCGACACUCAAAGGGGAUUGCCAGAGUUUAUUCUUAAUCAAGGACGUUAUGAAAUGCAAAGGAGCGGUCCGUGGAAUGGAAUGGAGUUUAGUGGCAUACCGGAGGUGCAAGGAUUAAAUUACAUGGUUUACAAUUAUACGGAGAACAGUGAGGAGAUCUCUUACACGUUCCAUAUGACCAACCAAAGCAUCUACUCCAGAUUGACAGUCAGUGACUAUACACUUAAUCGAUUGACGUGGAUCCCGCCAUCACGGGCAUGGAGCAUGUUCUGGACUUUACCGACGGACGUGUGCGAUCCACUUUACUUAUGUGGAUCUUAUUCUUACUGUGACCUAAUUACGUCACCUAACUGUAACUGUAUUAGAGGGUUCGUUCCCAAGAACCCGCAGCAGUGGGACUUGAGAGACGGAACACAGGGGUGUGUGAGGACGACGCAGAUGAGCUGUAGUGGAGAUGGCUUUUUGCGGCUAAACAAUAUGAAUUUGCCGGAUACCAAGACGGCGACUGUGGAUCGGAUAAUUGAUGUGAAAAAAUGCGAAGAGAGGUGUCUAAGUGAUUGUAACUGUACGUCGUUUGCUAUUGCGGAUGUUCGAAACGGCGGAUUGGGUUGUGUGUUUUGGACCGGAGAGCUCGUUGAGAUCAGGAAAUUUGCCGUCGGUGGUCAAGAUCUUUACGUCAGGUUGAAUGCUGCUGAUCUAGAUUUUUCCUCGGAUGAGAAGAGACACCGAACUGGAAAAAUCAUAGGUUGGAGUAUUGGAGUCAGCGUUAUGCUUAUUCUGAGUGUUCUCGUGUUAUGCUUUUGGAAGAGGAGACAGAAGCAAGCAAAAGCAUAUGUUGUUGGAAUGAAAAACUUUGUAGAGAUGGAAAAAGUGUGAAAAAGUGUUUAAGUACUUGAAAAAAAAGAAAUUUUGCGAAGAAAACAACUUUUUAUUAUUUAAGAGGAUUUGUUAUUACUAGAAUGAUACAAAAUGAAAAGAGAAUGAAUGUAUUUAGAACCUCCAAAGUACAAAAUAUUUUAAAUAUUUUAA
This is a messenger RNA of Brassica napus (rape), 5257 nucleotides long. Its product is annotated as S-locus-specific glycoprotein S13-like. The transcript is spliced from 2 exons. Bases 3620 to 5104 code for a protein of 494 amino acids. Lineage: Eukaryota; Viridiplantae; Streptophyta; Magnoliopsida; Brassicales; Brassicaceae. Gene Ontology annotation, biological process: recognition of pollen. The record is from RefSeq and is a predicted model, not a curated record.